Messenger RNA from Closterium sp. Naga37s-1, 4173 nucleotides. The record is from the annotation of a GenBank genome assembly. NCBI's taxonomy places the organism in Eukaryota, Viridiplantae, Streptophyta, Zygnematophyceae, Desmidiales, Closteriaceae.
AUGCUGACGAACUCCUUUCAUCCGGACGACUCUAUUCUGCCGAAACCGCGCUCUCCGCUUCUCCCAGAGCACCUGUCGCUGCGCCACCGCGACGUAGCCGUUCAACAGCAGCCGCCGAUCGUGUCCCGACUCGGAGUCCACAGCUCUGCCGCAAACACCGCCGUCGUUCCAGCCGCGGGGAACGGGUCAAGCGCGGCCGCUGCGGCAGCGGCGUGUGUCGCGGGGAUAAGCACGGAAUCCGAUUCGGCGGCCUUAAAUUCGGACCCCCCGCCGUCCCUAGAGAAUAGUGGCGCGGAAGUUGCGGAACCUUCACUUCCAGCAGCGCAAGGUCGAGGCGCAGUUGCCGUUGCGGAAUUUUCCCGAGACUCUGGCGCAGACUGCGGAUCCCCCAUUGUGCUUGCGGAACCCGCAGUGGUUGCGGAACCCGCAGCUGUUGCGGAUCCUUCAGGGCUUGCUGAACCUGCAGUGCUUGCCGAACCUUCAGUGCUUGCCGAACCUGCAGUGGUCGCGGAACCCGCGCCGCGGAAGAACGCGCCGGGGAUGCAGUUCCAGGUGGUGCCGCAACGCGCGCGGCCCCUUGCGUCGGCGGAGGCGCUGAGCGCGAUGACGCGCGCGGAGCUGGUGGCGGAACUGCGGAGCCUGCAGGCGGACCACGAGAAGUACCGCCAGGAAGUGGCGUUUCAGAAGGAUCUGCUGGCGUCCGUGGGGCAGUCCGUGAUCUGCACGGACCUCGCAGGCACCAUCACCUACUGGAACAAGGCGGCGGAGGCGAUGUAUGGGUGGCGGGAGGAGGAGGCGAUGGGGCGGAGCAUAAUCGAGGUCACCCCAGCAGACACGACGGUGCAGCAGGCGGGGGAGAUCUUCGCUGCUCUCUCCCGCGGGGACGUGUGGCGCGGCGAGUUCCUCGUGCGGCGCCGCGACGGCUCGCCCUUCCACGCCAUGGUCACUGACACGCCCAUCCUCGACCCCGAGGGGAAGCUCGUCGGCGUGAUCGGCGUCUCCGCGGACAUCAGCGACUUGAAGCGCAAAGAAGGGGAGAUUCGUGCUCUCAACGCGGCGUUAGAGCAGCGGGUUGAGGAGCGCACGGAGCAGCUGAUGCGGUCCAACGAGGCACUCAAGUCGGAGAUCGAGCAGCACCUAAGAGCGCAGGAGCACCUGCGGCGCUGCAUCCGGGACCUGGAGGCGUCGCGGGAUAAGAUCUCGCAGCAGUCGGCGGCUCUGGAGCGGCUGGUGGGGCAGCUGAGAGAGGCACGGGUGGAGGCGGAGUCGGCCAACCGGUUGAAGAGUCGCUUUCUGGCGUCCAUGAGCCAUGAGAUCCGCACGCCCAUGAAUGGGGUUCUUGGCAUGACGCGUCUGCUGCUGUCAACGCCACUGCAGGAGGAGCAGAGGCAGUUUGUGGACACGAUUCGCAGCAGUGGAGACGCAUUACUCACCAUACUCAACGACAUCCUCGACCUCUCCAAGAUCGAGGCCGGCGAGCUGGAGCUCGAGCACCGCGAUUUUGACCUCUGCCGCUGCCUUGAGGACGCCGUCUCCCUGCUUGCUAUCCGGGCCAUGGAGAAGGGAGUGGCAGUGGUGAGCUUCGUCGAACCCAAUGUGCCCCGGGUUGUUCGAAGCGACUCCGCGAGACUAAGACAGAUUCUUGUGAACCUGAUAUCGAACGCCAUCAAGUUCACAGAGAAGGGCGAAGUGGAGGUCACCAUCUCUGCCACCCGGCUGCCUGGCACCUCUGAGCACCACAUGCCAGAGCUACUGAAAGAGGCAGCAGCAUUGCAACAACCCGAGGGAGACAGCGGUGACACGUGCGAGGAAGCACAAGAAGAGGCAAAGGAAGAGGGGCUUAGUAGCAAGAGUGGAGGAACGAGCCCCGGGGAGUCUGCGCACAGUGGUUUUGCGGUGUGGGGCAAGGUGCUGAGUAGCAGGAGGAGGUGGCGUGGGGAGGAGACGCAGGGCAUGGAGCGGCAUGGUGUGCACUGCAUUGCAGUGAGUGUGCGGGACACUGGAAUCGGCAUUCCCAAGGAGCGAAUGAAGCGACUGUUUAAGCCGUUCAGCCAGGUGGAUGCGAGCAUGACGCGCAAGUACGGAGGCACAGGGCUGGGCCUGGCGAUUUCGCACCAUCUGGUGGGCAUGCUGGGAGGGCGCAUAUGGGCGGAGAGUGACGGGCAGGGGCGCGGAUCCACGUUCAGGUUCUACAUCACAGCGCCCGCCCUUCCCUUUGACCUAAACACGCCGAUUGAGGCGCAGCAGAAGCCGUCUGUUCCUGCUGCUGCUUCGCCUAGCAUCCAAGGAGAUGAAACUGUUCCUGCUGCUGCUUUGUCUGGCAACCAAGGAGAUGAAACUGUUCCUGCUGCUGCUUUGUCUGGUGUCCCUGCUCCUCCCCCGUCUGUUGUUUCUGCUGCUGCUGCUGCUCCUCCUCCCGCUCCUGCCUCACCCGCUGUUGCCGGUGCUACUGGCCUGUUACGGAAGCGCAAGAGGGAAGACGAGCUGUGUGCUGCAGCCACCCGUUGCGUUGACAAGCGGGCUUUGAUCCGCGAAAGGAAGACGCAGAGGAGCACAGAGGAUGCAAGCGGGAGCGCAGCAGAUAUAGGCAGUGAGAGACAGGAUGGCAUUAGCGUUACCCAUACCCAUUGUAGCAGCAGCGGUCGCUGGGGUGGUGGGGAGGGGUGUGCGUCAAGAGUGGGUGGGAUGGAAAAAAGAGAAGGUGGAGAGGAUGAGGAGAGAGGAGACGCAGGAGAAACAGAGAGCGGAGAUGGGAGGAGGGAGGAGGUGGUGCUUGUGAGGGAAAGGGCGGAUGACAAGUGGGGGGAGGGAGGGAAUGAGGGAAUGGGGGAGGGAGUGAGUGAGGUGGAGGCUGCAGUUGCUGGAUGGGAGAGAGCGCGGAGGAGAGCAGAGGGGAGGAGCGCUCUGGUGGUGCUGCCGCAUGCAAGCACUCGGCGAAUGGUGUGCCGACACCUGGCAUCCCUUGGGUUUAGAGUGGGUGAGGCGAGCAGUGGGGAGGAGGCAGAUAGGUUGAUUGAAAAAGGUGUGGGGGUGCUGGGGGGGGAGCGUGAUGGCAGUGGUGGGGAGGAGGGGCGAUGUGGCGACAGGGGUGGGGAGGAGGGGCGCGAGGAGAGGAAGGAGUAUGACCUGUUUGUGGUGGAUGCGGGGCUGCACUGGUCCCCCCCUGCACCCGCACCAUCCGGCACUGUGGCAGCCCUGGGACCAGCAGCAGCACACACAGGGGAAGCAGGAGCAGCUGAGGACACGGCACUCACUGGAGCAUCGCCGGAAGGGCGUAGAAAUGAGCCUGCGCCAGCACAGCCUGCACCAGCACAGCCUGCACAGCCUGCACCAGCACAGCCUGCACAGCCUGCACCAGCAGCAACGCUACCAGCCUGGACAGGCGCACAUACCCUUCACAGCGCUACAAGCCCCGCCAAGCUCAUUCUGCUCGUACCCUAUGGCAGCAGCAGGCAGGAAUCCCCUCCAAUCCCAGGCUUCCACGUGGCCGUUUUCACCUACCCCAUCCGCCAAACCGCCCUCAACCGCCUUGUCUGUGAGCUGCUCUCCCCGCCUCCUCUCGCUUCCCCUUCUUCCCACCUCCCAUUACUCCCCUCUCACUCCCCUCACGGGCACUCCACCAGAGGACUGGUUAGUGCUGUCAGAGUGAGCAGCAACGAGUGUUCACAGAAUAACUGUGGCAGGACAGCAGGAGGGGCGGCAGGAGCGUGUGGUGGGGGGAGGAGAGUGCGGGGACGGGCAGCAGCGAGGACAGGCGUGGAUGCAGCAGGGUUCCAGUCAGGGCUGGCACAGCAGCAUCCCCUCAAGAUACUCCUCGCCGAGGACAACCUGGUGAAUCAGAAGGUGGCCACCAAGAUGCUGGGGCGCAUGGGGUACACAUGCCACGUGGCAGUCAACGGAGCAGAGGUGCUGCAGGCGCUCCAGAAAGAGUCCUUUGACCUCAUCUUCAUGGAUGUCCAGAUGCCAGUGAUGGAUGGAAUCGAGGCAACGCAGCGCAUAACACAGAUGUGGCCGCCAAGCCAGAGGCCCAAGAUAUUCGCCAUGACAGCCAAUGUGCUGGAGACAGACCACGCCAUGUGCCUGCAGGCUGGCAUGGAUGGGUUCAUCUCCAAGCCUGUCAGCGUGCACGAGCUGGUGCGAGCCGUCGAGUUCUCCAGCCUCGCUAAGAGGUAA